ACAAGCCUGUCAGGUGGGGCAAAGUCAAUGUAGAUAUACUUUCUCUUUCAUUUCGUUGAGUAAGUUUCACUCUUUAAUAUUACUCAUUUGUCCAUCGGUGAGAGUAAAAGUGUAAAUUUAAUACCAUGAACAAAUACUUUUCUGUUUUGAUUCUUCACUUCGCAUUGUGCGCAACAAUGUCGAUGGCAAUUCAGCCUCGCGCCCCCAAUUUCCAGUACUUCGAACGGCCGAAAUACAGAUAUCCAUAUUAUGAUGAAAACGGUGUUGGACGGCUUUUGUACGGAUACGGAGACGAUAAACUUUAUCAGUACAAAACCUUUACACCUUUGGAAGGCAUACACUGAUAAAAAUCCCACUUGUUAACAUAUUAUUCUUGUUAUUAUUUUUGUAUAUUAAGGGAAUUAGCUGAUAGGAAUUGAGGACUUUUGUUUUUUAACAGCAAACACCCAAAUGGAUUUUUGUAUUCACUAGUCAAUAAAAUUAUUUUUGGUA
Molecule: messenger RNA, 492 nt
Organism: Tribolium madens (black flour beetle)
Lineage: Eukaryota; Metazoa; Arthropoda; Insecta; Coleoptera; Tenebrionidae
Exons: 3
Coding region: 126-344 (72 amino acids)
Source: RefSeq, a predicted model, not a curated record